Messenger RNA from Malus domestica (apple), 2568 nucleotides. Lineage: Eukaryota; Viridiplantae; Streptophyta; Magnoliopsida; Rosales; Rosaceae. The record is from RefSeq and is a predicted model, not a curated record.
CAUGGAAGAGUUUCUGCGCGCUUUUCAUUCCUCUUGAGACUUUACGCUUACCAAUAGAGCAUAGCAAUUGGGUUGCGACUUGCGAGUCUACACUCCCAAAACGCAGCGUUCUGAUCAUCUCUCUCCUUAAUCCUCACACUGGAUGACUGCAAAGGUUGGUGCUGCGUCGCAUUGCUGAGAUGUCUGGUACAACGAUGACACCUGCAUCAUCAGCUGGUACACAAAAGGUCUCCAUGUUUGCUGCCAAGGCUGGGUUUGUUAUACCGAAAAACAAGCUGUCGGGUUCACUUGUGCCUGUCUUUCGCGGAAGUAAAAACCUAGGAGCCGGUGAUGCAGGUAGUGGAGAAAGUAAGAAACAGAUUCAGAGGAAAACAAAAUGGGGUCCUGAUCUCACCCAAGAUGCUUCUGUCAAAAAGGGAAGAUCUUUAGCUUAUCAGGUGCCACUAAGUGAUAUUACUGCCUGAUUGGUGGUACAAAUUUUGAGCAGACUCGGGUGGAUCAAAUUACACAACAGCUGAAAUCUGGAAUGUUAGAGGAUGAGAAUGAUGAGAUUGAGGACUUACUAUCAGCACCUCAAGAUCUGCACCACAAAUCCUCUAAGCAUCAAAUUGAUACAAAGGAUGUCGACCAGUUGGAACUUGAAAAGCGGGAAGCCAUAGGUGAGAUAUUAAAGUUAAAUCCAAGCUACAAGGCCCCACCUGAUUAUAUACCUUUGUUGAAAGAGGCUACAGUCCCUAUUCCUGUGAAAGAAUAUCCUAAAUACAAUUUUGUUGGCCUGAUAUAUGGUCCUGGAAGUGAUAACCAGAAACAAUUAGAAAAGGAAACCGGAGCCAAGAUUCAAGUCUAUGGUACCAAAGCAGGGACAGGACAGAAGGCUGAAAUAAAACCAUCUGAUGGGAGUGAAAUCCAUGGUGAAUAUGAAAACUUAUAUGUUCAUAUAUCAGCUGACACAUUUGAGAAAGUAGAUGCAGCGGUUGCUGUGAUUGAGCUCUUAGUCACCUCUGUAUCAGGCAAUCUGGCAGCGGUUAGCAGUACAGGUGCUUCAGUUUCUGCUGAUAAUGCUCAUGUUCCUAAUCAAGUCCAGGACACUACCACCUCUAAUAUGGUUCCAACUACUGUGGUAAAUCAGGGAAUGGUACAACCACUGCCAGGACUGGCACAAACUCCACUGGAUGGGCAGUUUCAGUACCGUGGUCCAUUUCUCUCGAGGGGCCCAUCUUCCACUCCCAUGUAUAUGCCUGGCUUCACUCCUCUGAAUUCUUCGAGACCAAACCUCAACAAUCCUUCCCAUCUUUCAACAUCACCUUUCAACCCUGCGUACCUGCCUUCAUCAUUUGGGCUUCCGCCAUCUCUUGUUUCCCCUAGACAAAAUCCACCAACAACACAAUUUUUGCCGCAUACAUAUAUGGCUCCCCAGCCUGCAUCAGUGCAAACUAAUGUUUCAGCUCCUCUCACAUUCAUGGGAAACCGACCACUGCCUGCUGGGAGCUCUACUGGAUGGUCAAGCGGUCCACCAGCUCCACAACCAGGUGUUGCGUCCAUGCCACCACCUUCAAAUAUACCAACGGGGAAUAUGGUAUCUUCUGUAAACCAUCCUAUUGCAGCACCAAGUUCUAUUUUUAUUCCACUGCCUCAAGCAGGACUUCCUUCUACAUCUCUGCAAGCAAGAGUUCCAAGUUCUGUUUCUGGAAGUGUUCCAAAUAUUGCUCCCCUAAAACCACCAAUGAUGACGGCUCAAAGCCCUGGCGAUUUCACUUUUCAGCCGCAUCGACCACAGAAUCCAUCCUUCCAAACAGUUCCCCAACCAAGCAGUCACUUUUCAGCCCAUAACGCUUCUCUUGCCAGACCAAUGUUGCCGUCUCCAGCACCUCAAGCACCGUCUUUCCAGUUUCCUCAGCCAGGCAGUCAGGUGUUAUCGAGACCACAACUCGGUGACCACAUGGGUCAGCAUCCAUCAGCUCAUAUGUCUGCUGCUCCCUAUGCCAGAAAUUCAACUGCCAUCUCAGUUCCUCCCAGACUCGCAACAUUUCUAGAAUCCAGUACCGUUCUACCUCAGACGCCAUACCCACCAAUGAGACGGAGUAACUUCAAUCCACCUCACCAGAUGCCCAAUUUGCCAGGUCCUCUGCCUCCAAGGCCAGGAAAUUAUAUUCAAAUUCAGCAAAACUAUCCUGCUCACGCAACUCGACCUGAGAUCCCACGUGCUCCAAAUCAACAGUUCAGCAACCACCUUGCAUUUUCCUCUGGCAAGUCGGCGUCUGGUCCUGGAGGAGGACAGCAACUUUAUGAUCCAUUCUCACCCACUUCCGCGAAUCAACAGCAAGGAGGUAAUCCAGGAAAGAUGUGAAAGCAAGGGAUUGAUGUACACUAAUGCGAUUUGAUUGCCUUGGUUGGAGUUACAAUUUCGGAUUUAGUGAAGCAGCUAACAAAACAAGAAUUUGGAGUUGUUGUAGUCUAUAGCUCAUAUUAACAUGUUGCUGUUGUCUGAUUUCUGACGGGACAAAACUUCUUCAUAGAAACACAUUUCGUUACCUUUUUAUCAAUCAAUUUGUUUCCCUUUCGUUAAAA